This is a messenger RNA of Cebus imitator (Panamanian white-faced capuchin), 1445 nucleotides long. RefSeq names its product putative malate dehydrogenase 1B. Bases 502 to 798 code for a protein of 98 amino acids. The transcript has 4 exons. Lineage: Eukaryota; Metazoa; Chordata; Mammalia; Primates; Cebidae. The record is from RefSeq and is a predicted model, not a curated record.
GCCAAGUCACCAGGAGUGGGCCAAACCAAAGCCCAGAGGAUGCAGGAAGUGAAGGUGCAGGCACAGAGGGAUAUAUAGAAGUCCAGUGCGCAUUUGAUUUACCUCAGAUUCUUUUAUUCUCAGAAUUCAGAGGCCCUCUGUGUGCUUCCCACACUAGGCAGAAUAGAGCUUCAAGUUCCUUUCAUGGGAGUGGGCUACAAAGCAGUCAUUCCAAAACUGACUCUAUUGACUUACAGAUAGUCCUAACUGUCCCAAAUAUACUUGUAUUAUAAACAGUUUUGUGAGAAAAAAAAAAAAAGACUUGAUUUUAUGCUGUGUAUUAACAAAGAACAAAGGUCGAGGGGUGUGCGUGUGUGUAUUUGAUUGAUCUUAACUUUGUCAUCUUUGGCUCUUGCCCUCAUAAGGAAACACUCUUCCAGGUAUUCCAAAAUCAGAGAAUUGAAAAUAAUCAGAGAUUCCCACCCUCUCAAAGUGUGGAGAUCUCUGCUUACUAACAUAUCAAUGAGAUUAUUCUUGUGUGAGGUUUGUUUAAUCUCUUCAAUUAAUGCAAUACUGACUUUCCUGAUUUUAGAAACUGAACUACAUAAAAAAGAUAAAAGGAUCUCCUUACUCAUCACAGACGACAGCCAGGAAGGACAGAUCUCAGAUGAACAUAAAGAUCUGGUCCCUGAUGAAGAACAAGAUCUAAUUACAUCAGACACAGCAGAUUUUCAAAAUCUGAGUCCUCAAACCACCUCUGAAAAGCCACAGAGUCUUGAGUUCCUAAAUGACUUUGAAAGCAAAACUGUGGAACCCUAACAGAUCAAAAUGGAUGAAAUGCAUAAUUACUUGGUAGCAUAAUAAAUAUAGAAAGAAUUUAUAUGAAUGUUUAUAUUUAAGGAAGAAUAAUUUGAAAGAUUUAUAUCGGUCUUAGAUAAUACUAUGCCAGGCAAUUAAAUCACUGUGACAGCACAAAGGUCAAAGUUCAGUUAUUUUGCAUUACUGUAUCCACUCAUGUUCAUUUAAUAAUAAUUGGAUUUUUCUCAGAAAUAUUUUGGUGUCAAAUGCAUUUUUUUAUGCUACAUUAAAAUAGAGUUGUCAGUCAUUGCAUCUGCGCAUACAUCUUCUGAAAGAACUUCCUUCUACCAGCCAUACCUAACACCUGCACCUAAGUGGCCAUGUUUGCUCAACUGUCCUCACCACCUUGGCCUCAACUAAUUAGGCCAAACAGAUGCACCUCACUCAAGGAGAGCAACCAUAUUUUCUCUCUCUCAAAAAAAUUUGAACUGAGACCAAUGAGUAAGUUGGUAUCUGGGUCAGGUUAAUGGUAGUGAACAAUGUGCCUGUGAACUCUUCAGAGCUGGUUGGGUUCACCACCUUCAUAAGGACCUGCCUCUGUACCAUUUUUCCUUGGAUGUACUUUGUAUAAGGGUCUAAACAAUAAAUCACACUUUUUUAAAGCUUAA